Messenger RNA from Lasiodiplodia theobromae, 456 nucleotides. RefSeq names its product Unconventional myosin-XVIIIa-like PROTEIN. The coding region runs from base 1 to 456 and encodes 151 amino acids. NCBI's taxonomy places the organism in Eukaryota, Fungi, Ascomycota, Dothideomycetes, Botryosphaeriales, Botryosphaeriaceae. The transcript has 3 exons. The record is from RefSeq and is a predicted model, not a curated record.
AUGAACGUGGUCACUCUGAUCCGCAAUGCGCAAUACGUCGAAGCCGUUCGGCUGCUUGAAGAUUGUGGACCAGAGGUCCGCGACGAAGGCAUCUUUCUUCUUGUCGACCUUCUACAGUUGACAAUGGUUCCUCACUGGCUUCAGCUGUUGGCUAAUCUAGCACUGAGCCUCUACAGCGAACAUAGUGAGGCUUCAGAGGCAUACUUGACGAAGGCUCAGGAACUCUACAACAAGACUACCUCCGAGAUGUGUUUCCCGUGGCUGCUCCGUCAGUUGCCCGUCGUUGUUGAACACAUCGCGCUGUCCCGCGCGCGCGUCUCGCCCUCCAGACCGGAAAAUUGGCCUGGGAUUGAUGCGCCCGGGCUGCGCCUCACUCAGACGCAAAUCGAUGACUACUUCAAGCCUACUUCCGUCAUCCAGAUGCUUGGGACCGGCCCCAGGAUAAACGCGGCCUGA